AUGGCGGCACCUCAGCCUCCCGGCCCCUUCGGGGGUAAUGCCAUCGCGCAAACAGCAGCGCGCCUCAUGAACCAGUCCAUGGAAGAAUCCAUAGCUGAAGAGAGCUUGCAUGCUAACCGCGGAGAGAUCGAUGAUUCGGCAACACCAGUCACCGUGGCUGAAUCAGAGGAAUCCAGGCAUCGAGAAAUCACAUCUCUUGCCCGAACAUUUUCACAGCUAUCAAAGCAACAGAGUAUUGGCAAAAAUGACGCUCAGCAGGAAGGUGUGAAUACUUUCCUUGAAGCGAAAACCAAUCCGGAGCUAGAUCCUAAUUCAGACCAAUUUAAUUCACGGAAAUGGGCUCGAAACUUGUUGGACAUGACGCGGGAUCCGGAACGUUAUCCGCGUCGCACAGCAGGCGUCUCAUUCCGCAAUCUCAACGUCUUCGGCUAUGGCACAGCUGCCGACUACCAGACCAACUUUGGUAAUGCCUGGCUCAAAAUGUGGAGCUGGGUACAAGGACAGUUGGGAAUGAGGGAGAAAAAGCGAAUUGAUAUCCUUCGGAACUUUGAGGGAAUUGUCCACCAAGGAGAAAUGCUCGUGGUGUUGGGUCGUCCUGGCAGCGGAUGCUCAACAUUUUUGAAAGCAAUUUCGGGCGAAACACAUGGUCUUUUCUUAGAAGAUGGCUCCGAUAUUGAGUACGAUGGUAUCACUUGGCAACAGAUGCAUGGCAGAUUCCGAGGUGAAGUGAUCUACCAAGCGGAGACCGAGAUCCACUUCCCCCAGAUGACGGCUGGAGACACUCUUCUCUUUGCCGCUCAAGCACGGGCACCGAGUAAUCGACUACCUGGAGUCUCGCGCGAUCAAUACUCGGUGCAUAUGAGAGAUGUGGUAAUGGCCAUGCUGGGUUUGUCACACACCAUGAGCACACAGGUUGGCAAUGAGUACAUUCGCGGAGUCUCUGGAGGAGAACGAAAGCGACUUAGUAUUGCCGAAACAACGCUUUGCGGCAGUCCUUUACAGUGCUGGGACAACAGUACGCGUGGUUUGGAUAGCUCUACCGCUUUAGAAUUUGUCCGAAACCUUCGUCUAUCCACUGAAUACAGUGGGUCAACCGCUAUUGUGGCUAUUUACCAAGCCAGUCAGUCUAUCUAUGACAUCUUCGAUAGAGCUCUUGUUCUCUAUCAAGGCCGUCAAAUUUAUUUUGGUAGGGCGGAUGACGCGAGGCGUUUUUUCAUCGAUAUGGGCUUUGACUGCCCCGACAGACAAACCACUGCCGAUUUUUUGACUUCCCUGACAAGCCCAUCAGAACGCCGCGUCCGCGCAGGAUUUGAAAAUCAGGUACCACGAACUCCAGACGAAUUCGCGACACGAUGGAGGGACAGUGAUGAACGAAAAAGGCUUUUACAAGAAAUUCAAACCUGUCGAUCCCAGCAUCCGGUUAAUGGAGAUCAAUGGGAUGCUUUUAAUCUUUCCCGGGCAGCAGAGAAAGCUAAAGGUACUCGAGCUAAAUCGCCAUACACUCUCUCUUACUGGAUGCAGAUCCGUCUAUGCCUUUGGCGUGGAUUCUUGCGAUUGAAGGGUGAUAUGAGUAUGACACUAGCCACUGUUAUCGGUAACACCAUUAUGGGCGUUAUUAUCUCCACCGUCUUUCUUGAUCUACCCAGCAACACUGGCAGUUUCUUUCAACGCGGCGCUCUUCUUUUUUUCGCAAUUCUUCUCAAUGCAUUUGCUAGCUCAUUGGAGAUUUUGACUCAAUGGCAACAGCGACCAAUCGUGGAGAAGCAUUACAAGUAUGCCCUCUAUCAUCCAUCUGCGGAAGCUAUCAGCUCGUACAUUGUGGAGUUGCCUUCGAAGGUCUUGGUCGCAAUCACAUUUAACAUCAUCAUCUACUUCAUCCCGCAUUUGCGUCGGACACCCGGUCACUUUUUUGUAUUCUUCCUCUUCUCAUUUACAACUACAUUGGUCAUGUCCAACGUUUUCCGUACCAUCGGAGCUGUCUCUCGUUCGAUGGCCCAGGCCAUGGUCCCGGCUUCAAUAUUUAUGAUGAUUCUGGUCAUCUACACCGGUUUUACCAUUCCUGUGCGGGACAUGCACCCCUGGUUCCGAUGGCUUAACUACAUAAAUCCAAUUGCGUACGCCUUCGAGUCUCUGAUGAUAAAUGAGUUCAGCAACAGAAGGUUCACUUGCUCUGAAUAUGUGCCCGGUGGUCCAAUGUACACUGAUGCGCCUUUGAGCUCCAAGAUUUGUUCCCAAAAGGGAGCUGUGGCGGGCGAGGACUACAUCGACGGUGACGCUUACAUUAAUACCACGUUUCGCUACUUCCAGUCCCAUUUGUGGCGGAAUUUUGGUAUCCUUUGUGGGUUCUUUUUUGCGUUCUUGCUCACUUAUGUCAUUGCUAGCGAGUUUGUACGAGCUAAGCCAUCUAGUGGUGAGAUUUUGGUCUUCCCGCGUGGCAAGAUCCCUGCUUUUGCUAAGAAGAUGCGUCAAAACGAUGAUCCAGAGGAUGCCGCCGUGAAGGGAAAACAGGAAGUAGCAGAGAAGGCUCAGGACCUGGCUGUGCAAAGCGCAUCUCUGGCCAAACAAACAGCGAUCUUUCACUGGGAAAAUGUCUGCUACGACAUCAAAAUCGGGGGUAACCCGCGACGCAUCCUUGACCGUGUUGACGGAUGGGUAAAACCUGGAACUCUUACCGCAUUGAUGGGCGUUACAGGCGCUGGUAAGACCUCACUUUUGGAUGUGCUCGCCAACCGGAUUACAAUGGGUGUUAUCACUGGCGAAAUGCUGGUCGAUGGUCGACUUCGGGAUAGUUCGUUUCAACGCAAAACAGGCUACGUACAACAGCAGGAUCUCCACCUGGAGACUAGCACUGUUCGCGAAGCCCUUGUCUUCAGUGCCCUUCUUCGCCAGCCCCACAGCAUUCCACAUCAAGAGAAACUUGAUUACGUGGAAGAAGUUAUCAGGAUGCUGGAAAUGGAAGACUAUUCUGAGGCUGUCGUGGGUGUUCUGGGAACUGGGUUGAAUGUGGAACAGCGCAAGCGACUUACUAUCGGUGUGGAAUUGGCGGCCAAGCCCGACUUACUCCUCUUCUUUGAUGAGCCCACAUCGGGUCUCGACAGUCAGACAGCGUGGUCAAUUUGUACCUUGAUGCGCAAACUCGCAGAUCAUGGACAGGCUGUCCUUUGCACUAUUCAUCAACCAUCUGCGAUGCUGAUGCAACAGUUUGAUCGGUUGCUUUUCCUAGCAAAGGGUGGUCGAACAGUUUACUUCGGAGAGCUUGGCUUAAACAUGGAGACUUUGAUCAAGUACUUCGAGGACAAGGGCUCUUCUAGAUGUCCAAAGAAUACUAACCCGGCCGAAUGGAUGCUCGAAGUCAUCGGUGCAGCUCCUGGCUCCUUUGCAGACCGUGACUGGGCAGAAACGUGGAUCAAUAGUCCAGAAAGAGCUAAAGUAAGAGAGGAUCUGGCAGAGAUGAAGGCUGAACUGUCUCAGAAGCCUCUCCCUCCAGAGACUGUUGGCUAUGGAGAAUUUGCUACACCUAUCUGGUAUCAAUUCUAUGUGUGCAUCACUCGCUCGUUCCAGCAGUACUGGCGCAGCCCUGGGUAUCUCUACUCAAAGGUUGCCAUGUGCGUCUUCCCGCCUAUUUUCAUCGGCUUUACUUUCUGGCGUAUGCCCAACAGUCUACAGGGUUUACAAAAUCAGAUGUUCGCUACAUUCAUGCUGCUCAUUAUACUUCCUAAUUUGGUCCAGCAAAUGAUGCCGAGUUUUGUGACGCAGCGAGCGCUCUAUGAAGUCCGGGAGCGGCCUUCCAAGGCAUACUCCUGGAAAGCGUUCAUGCUCGCUAGUAUCUUCACAGAGCUACUUUGGAAUAUUCUCAUGUCGGUCCCAGUGUACUUCUCAUGGUACUAUCCGAUUGGCCUGUAUCACAAUGCUCCCAGUGGGCAGACAAUCGCACGAGGAGGAACCACCUAUUUGUUGAUUCUCAUAUUCUUGAUGUUCACAUCGACAUUCAGCUCCCUGAUAAUUGCAGGGAUUGAACAACCGGAGACAGGAAGUAAUAUCGCACAGCUGUUGUUCUCUCUUUGUUUGGUGUUCAACGGAGUUCUAGCGAGUCCCUCCGCGCUGCCCCGUUUCUGGAUUUUUAUGUACCGCGUGUCUCCGUUCACCUAUCUAGUAUCGGCCGUGCUCUCUACGGGACUGUCAGGCGGCGAAAUCGUAUGCUCCAGCAUCGAACUACUUGAAGUAAAUCCACCAACAGGUCAAAACUGUUCAUCCUAUCUUGAUCCUUAUGUCAAGGCAUACCAGGCGAAUUUGUUGAAUCCCGAAGCGACAAAAGAUUGCCAGAUUUGCUCGAUUUCGACCACUGAUGCAUUUUUGGCCGCUCUGAGCAUCAAAUUCUCUGACCACUGGCGCAAUGUGGGCUUGCUCUUUGUGUAUAUUGUGGUCAAUGUGUUUGGGGCCCUUUUUUUGUAUUGGCUCAUACGUGUGCCCAAGCGCUGGGCGCACAAAGUCAAGCAGGCGUGA
Penicillium macrosclerotiorum is the source of this 4503-nucleotide messenger RNA. RefSeq names its product pleiotropic drug resistance family ABC transporter. Bases 1 to 4503 code for a protein of 1500 amino acids. Gene Ontology annotation, cellular component: membrane. The record is from RefSeq and is a predicted model, not a curated record. Gene Ontology annotation, biological process: transmembrane transport. Gene Ontology annotation, molecular function: ABC-type transporter activity; ATP binding; ATP hydrolysis activity. The transcript has 5 exons. Lineage: Eukaryota; Fungi; Ascomycota; Eurotiomycetes; Eurotiales; Aspergillaceae.